CGCCUCAGGCCGGCGGCGUCCCGGCCCCGCAAGGCCGCGCCCGAGCGAGCCGCCACCAUGUCUGCCGGUAGCAGGCGGUGGCCGGUUUGUUUGCUGGUGGCCACCUGCGUAGUGGCCGGGCCCCCCCCGAGUCAGGAGUGCUCCGUGGAGAAACUGGAAAACGCCAUCAUCGAUAUAAACUUAUCUCUGCCCAAAGGCGUCAGGGGCGCGGAGCCGUUGUACGCCCCAAGCCCAGGGGCUUGCGGUCGCGCUUGCUGCUCGGGGGAAAAGCUCUCAGGAGACAAGAAGUGUAAUUUGAUGAUUUUUGAUGCUCAAAGGACAAGCACACAUCCAAACUGCUACCUGUUUUACUGCCCUAGCGCAGAGGCUUGUCCGAUGAAACCCGCAACAGGACUUGUGAGCUACAGAAUAACUAGAGACAGCCGUGCCCCAGAGGAUAUAUCCUUCCACAGUGAGAACUUCUCUUCAAGUGGGUAUUCUCUGUCUUCAGAUGCUGGAGCAUUUCUUUCUCACAGUCAGACUAGCCAUCAGAAUCAUACCGCUGCUUUGCAACAACCUGUCUUUCAUCAGGCAUCUGAAGUCCUGAACCAUGUGGGCAAGCAUUUAGACAACACUGAGUUUCAUACAGUUUUUCCUGAAUCCCAAAGGGCAAAACAUCCUGAGAGCUUAGACCCCGUCCCAAGGCAGAAAGUAAUUAACCUGCCAUCAAAUACAUCUUCUGCCAUUGGAAUUGGAAACCCCUCUGCUUUGUUCCCUCAGUCUAGCACUCCUGAACCCAGCAAUACUACUCUUACUCCUCUGCCUACAAGUACCACCCGACUGGCAUCUCGUACAACCUUCCUGCAUCCUGGUGGUGCUAAACCUGCUACUGUCACCACCACCUUUGCACCGACCGUGACCGCUGGAGCUAAACCCACUAUCCCUGCCACCAGCAUUGCUGUUACACAUGUUCCUCUUUCCAGUCCUGCAACUUCUGCACCUACAACCAAGUGGGCGACCACAAAUUCCAGAUCUGUUGCCACCCCAUCAGGGCUGAGAACUCCAGCCAUCUCUCCUGAGCCAGCAGUUGUCUCUUCCAACAAUACCAGCCAUGUUACCCCCCUCUCUUUUGCAGAGUUCACUCUAUCUACUCGUGAUUCCCCCACAGCUUCCCAAACCAACUCUCAGGGUUAUGACCCCUCUGAUUCAGAAAGCUACCUGCCAGAAAGUGUUCUGAGAGGGAAAGGUGUCAUUCAGCUGGGAGAAAAAAGCAGCCUUGUAGCAGCUUUGCUUUUCGGGGUGAUAUUCUUGUUGUUAGUUAUUGCACUGACAGGGAAGAAAAUACACGAGUCUCUUCAGAAGAGGCAUUAUACCAGGCUGGAUUACUUGAUCAAUGGAAUGUAUGCUGAUGUAUGAUGAGGUGGAGGAAUAAGACUGAGGAGCAUCUCUCAUCUGUGAGAGGACAACUCUGAAACAGAACAGUAGAUAGUGAAUUUGCAGAAGAGGAUGGAUUCCUCUGGCCACUAAUGGGAAGGUGGCAGAUGGUUUGGUGGGGAAAAAAACCUGCUCCUUCUAUGCUGAACUAUAAUAUCUGUCAUUUUUGAUUUAUUACUAAAUCCUGAAAAUAAACACUGAAAUCAAAGUUAAGCUAAGAAGGUCUCACAUUUAAGGAGAAAAAGCAUUUCAAGAGCUUAAUCUAUACUGUGACAAGAUCAGUGGAACAGAAGUACACCUAAUAAAUUGAAUACCUGUGCAGUGUGUGAGCAUUUUUAGUGCUGUUUGCACCAAAUGCCAUAGUGUUAUGCAAUCGUCUGGCAAUCCCAUUUACUCUAUUUAUAGCCUUAAAGGAGUACUUAAUCGUAGAGCUUUGAGUCUAAGUGGCUUUAGGUACAAACAGGAAAAAUUGUAGUACACAUAGCUUAAUUUUCCUUAGCUAUGUAUAGUUUACGGAUAUAUGUGUAUCUUUAAUGGAUUUUUCUUCAUACAUCACAAGCUAUCUUUAAAACCACAUGCUGCAAAUCUGAGUUUGCCUUUUCCAAAGAGCUUGCCACCCUAUUACAUAGAGAAUUUUUGCAAUAUGUACCAGAGAGGAGGAGUUUUUAUCGUAUCAAAGCAAAGUAAGCUGCGAUCAGGCUCUUUUGUAACAGAAUGCAUGACUGAGGGACUUGGCGUAUGCACGAGAGAGAAUCUGUACAAAUACACCAAAAUCCCCAAUAGUUGAGACUCAACACCUCAUCUCAGAGCAGGCAGAGACUUGUGAGGGGGCUUAGCAAAGACAACAGCUGUAUUAUUUGCAGAGGACACAGAAAAGUGUGUUGUCCGUUUGCUGAACAUCUAAAGGGAGGUAAAAAAGUUUUGAAGGAAAAUGGUGGCUAUGCUGUAGGAGAGUCCUAAUCUCAAAGAUGUUUCCUACAGUCAGCAGGAGCUUCUGGUGUUCUAGUUCCCUCACCAGGCUGGUGCUCACCAAAGACCUGCUUGCAACAGUGCUGGACUUGCUGUCCCUCCUGAGCACGCAGAGUUCUGGCCGGCUCUCAGAGCACACCCUCUUUCUUCACUUCUAGGGGCACCUUCUUGGGACUGGUAAUAACCACAGCUGCUCCAUGUGCUCCCCCGACACCACCACAGCAAGAGAGGAGGGGGAGGACGUGUGAGCAACUACCCAGCUGCCAGUUUGUGUUACUCACAUUUCCCUUCACGUAGACCCAGUCUAAACCUGUUUUUAGAAUGAAAGACUAGAUUUCAAAGUAUCCGUGUGGCAGGCAGUGUAAUCAACAACAAACAUCAAGACAGAGAAGGAAGGGUGCCUCAUGAAAUAAUUCUACUACAAAAAAUGAAACGUGACUCACAUCCGAGAGCUUCUUAGAUCUGUCAAGCUUGGUGUGGUGGGAAGCAGGCGUGAUCCAAAAAUGGCCUCAAGGCAAGUUUUGUGAGAGCUCUUAACAAUAACUUUAUGCAGAAAAUUCUCUGAAAAUGCCAUUAUUCAAAGAUCAAAUAGAAGUCAGUGUUCCUUAUGUCAAGAAGUUGAAUUCUUACCGUAUAGGGACUGCAAACUGCUUUAUAGAUACAAAACCAGCUAGUCUUCUACGUUGCUUAAACCUGACAAUGCUUAAAUGAAAAACAUUCUGGAUAAUCUCUUAAAAGUGAACAAAAUUACAAAAGAAAAGUGUCUCAAGUUCAUCAGCUUACCUGUUGACUGCACUUUGUUUAACCUCAGGUUUGGGGAUUUUUUAAUAGCUAUUUUCAAAGGGUUUUGGUCAAGGAACGUGACGAGGAGGAACAACAUUUCUGGGAAAUGAGUUAGCAAAAUGAUAAGUACUCGGCCCAGUUGUGGACUGUAAAAAUGCAGGCACAGAUCUGAGGUUGACCAGAAUUUUCUCUCAAAAGAACUAAACUCUGUGCGAAGCCUUCAGCGUUGCUCCUGCUGUCAUGGCAGGUUAUUGCAGGAGAGGUGCUAAGAACAACUGUGUGCUUCUGCCGUAAUAUUCAUUCAUUGAUAUUCAUAUUGAUUGAUAUUGAUACGGUGCAGUACAGGAGAGAUACAUUCAAGAGAAGGCAGGCAGACAUAUCUCGGGGCCGUUCAGAGCUCUGGGCAUGUUUUUGGCUAAUAUCGUUAGAAAUAUCACCCUCCAACCCAAACAGCAAUGUGUAUCAAGCACAGUGAACAGCAGAAGUAAAGCAGAGAGGCAACCAGGUACCAUGACUUAAUUUGGUAAGGAUGCCAAACUGAGUAGCCUUUCACAAGUUUUGAGUGAAACAAACAACUUUA
Molecule: messenger RNA, 3745 nt
Organism: Athene cunicularia (burrowing owl)
Lineage: Eukaryota; Metazoa; Chordata; Aves; Strigiformes; Strigidae
Gene: MANSC1
Product: MANSC domain containing 1
Exons: 3
Coding region: 58-1395 (445 amino acids)
Source: RefSeq, a predicted model, not a curated record